AUGGUUUCUCAAAAGUAUCUUUCCGCGUUGGCGGUUUUGUCUUUGUUUUCGGGGUCUGAGGCUGGUGUUUGUUACCCCAGCGGUUCGACAUCUUCAAUCACGGCCGAGACAGUGUCGUCUACGACUGAAACAGCAUUGUCUACCACCGAGACAGCUUCGUCUUCUUCUACUGACUCGAGCACAAGUGUCACGGCCACUGCCAGCACGAGCAAUGUUCAGAGCUCUUCUUCAGCAACCGAGACGGGUUCUGCAUCAAUUUCUACAACAUUCUCUACCACGUUUUCUACUACUUUCUUGACCACGGCAUCGACGACAGCCUCGACCGAGAGCAUCUCGGUUUCCACGACCACCACCUCCGCCGAGCCCGAGGAGACUGUUUACCUUCGUAACGGAGACUUUGACGAUAGCUACGAUGUGUCGCCCUGGUACUCGGCCCUAGAUGCGGCCACUAUCCUCAUGGGCGUCGUCUCAGACGUGUCCCACGAAGGCGGUCACUCUCUACGCCUCAAGUUCAACAGCCGCCCGCUUUACUUCCUCGCCAACCCCCUGAACCCCAAGGCUCUCGUUGCUGAGAAAGAUUACGAGAUCUCAGUCUGGGCCCGCUUCGACAAGGAAGUCGACGACAACGGCGAGGGCUGCACGCAACUCUUCCUCUGGUGCAUGCACAGCGACUGGGACUUCGCUGAGAAUGGGGGCAAUGGUCAGUUGUUGACAUCGGCUAACUCGGUCAAUGACUUUGCUCAGGUCAAGGCCACUUGCCGUUGGUCUCAGGCGCAGCUGGACAAGAAUCCUCUUUUGAUGCUCAGGUGGUCAUGCUCCAAGACGCUGGCCUGGGUGGACUCUAUCACCAUCGAGAAGGCGGGUCAGUAA
This is a messenger RNA of Fusarium keratoplasticum, 870 nucleotides long. RefSeq lists its product as uncharacterized. The transcript has a single exon. Bases 1 to 870 code for a protein of 289 amino acids. Lineage: Eukaryota; Fungi; Ascomycota; Sordariomycetes; Hypocreales; Nectriaceae. The record is from RefSeq and is a predicted model, not a curated record.